Molecule: messenger RNA, 243 nt
Organism: Ilex paraguariensis (yerba mate)
Lineage: Eukaryota; Viridiplantae; Streptophyta; Magnoliopsida; Aquifoliales; Aquifoliaceae
Source: the annotation of a GenBank genome assembly
GCCAAUGGAGAACACCCUAGGCAUCGUUCAGAGGUCUAUCAACAUCGUUCAGAGGUGUAUCGAUGCAAUCGCGACAAGAGCUUCUUCCACCGCCUUGAGUUUGUUCGGAUGGCCAGUGAACGAAAAAGCUAUAAAUGGCAAAGGAACUUCGAACGAGGCUUUCGAAACUGUAUUACUUGGGUUGCUAUUCACAGAGGGGUGGGCAAGGGUUACUUGGUAGAGGUGGGGAUUGGGGUUGUGUAG